UUUGAAUAUUACUUUACAUGCACAGUAUUUUAGUUACUAUGUCCUACAACUAAGAUUUCCAAUGAAAGAUAAAUGAUGAAUUCAGAGGUGAGAGUUGCCCAAAAAGCAGUAAAACAACAUUUGAAAAUCACAAAGGUAAUGGAAAGGAAGAGCAAUAACUGUUGAAAAGUCAUCAAUCUUAAAAUCCCAUUGGAGAGCAUGACUGUUUGGAGCUUCCAUACUGAGUGUGUGCUAAAAAAGCAAAACCUUCCAUUAAGUUGUUUCCUGAACCUCAGGAACAUCCCUGUGGGGGAAGAAAAAGAGACAAGGGCUUUUCUUUCACGUCAAAUGCCCUUAGAGAGUUGGCCCAGUUAAAGUUCGCUGCCACACAUGUCAGAGACGUUGUUUGCAAAGGCCAGAGUUUAAGUGGAGAUCUUUUCAGCUGCUCUUCUCCAGGCUGUGCUAAAGUGCUGGAAUCACUGCUGAAGGUAUGUGCUGUGAAGACCACUCCAGCUGAAGACCCCCGCUCUCUUCAGACUGCAGGACUACAUUCAUAACACCUGCAGCCAGCCAGACAGAAGGCAGAUGAUGAGUUUGGCCUGCGUUCAGCUGUUCUUUGCUGCCAUGUUGUGGACACUGCCGUGCACCACAGCAUCUGUGGCGGUGAGCAGCGCAACACAGCUGCUUCAUCUCAAAGAGGUUUCUAUGGAGGCCCUGCUGAGCAACAGCAGCGACACCAGCGCGCCUCGAACGCGGCGGAAACGCUUCAUCUCCAGUAAAGAUAUGACAGCCAUUCUGCACUAUCACAACCGCGUGCGCUCACAGGUCUUCCCACCUGCAGCAAAUAUGGAAUAUAUGGUGUGGGAUGAGAGACUGGCUAAAUCUGCAGAGUCCUGGGCCGCUCAGUGCAUUUGGGAUCAUGGCCCGCCUCAUGUUUUGCGACACAUUGGACAGAACCUGUCCAUCAUCUCUGGAAGAUACAGAUCGAUCACUGACCUGGUAAGAUCCUGGUAUGAUGAAAGACACUAUUUCUCCUACCCUAACAGAUGCAGUGGCUCUGUCUGCACACACUACACUCAGAUGGUGUGGGCGACCAGCAAUAAGAUCGGUUGUGCUAUCAGAAGAUGUUCAAACAUGUAUGUUUUUGGGAGUAUGUGGAAACAGGCCUCCUUUCUGGUUUGCAACUAUUCUAUCAAGGGGAACUGGGUUGGAGAGGCUCCAUAUAAGACAGGGAAACCAUGCUCUGCAUGUCCCUCAAGUUAUGGAGGAUCAUGCAAUAAAAACCAGUGUGACUCCAGAUCAAAAUCCAGAAGAAAUGCAAGCGGUGUCAGAGUCUAACAGAUUAAAAAACCCCUUAAAAUAAUAGGACUCUCUUAAAAAAAUAAAUAAAUAAAUAAAUAAAUAAGUUACACAAUAGAAACCACUAAAAUGUAAAUUUCACAAUGCAAAUUAUUCCGUGGUCAUUUUUUUCAAAGAACUGAACGGCAUUUAAGUGCUGUAAAAUGUCCAAGUAAUUAAAUGUGUAACUGUCAAA
Molecule: messenger RNA, 1513 nt
Organism: Cyprinus carpio (common carp)
Lineage: Eukaryota; Metazoa; Chordata; Actinopteri; Cypriniformes; Cyprinidae
Product: peptidase inhibitor 15-like
Source: RefSeq, a predicted model, not a curated record